AUGUCUGAAACUCCACCAUCGAACAGAAAUGCUUUAGUCGAAGGUAGCCCAACAGCUGACAUAGCUGGAAUGCCUUUAGAAGAGGCUGUUGGUUUACUGAUGAGGCAAUUAGCUGAAACCAGAGAAGAAGCGGACCACCUGAGGGCCGAAAAGGAAAGUGCUACUAAUACUGAGGCUAGGAGACCUCCACCCACUUUCCCAAAUCUGGAUCUACCAAUUCCUGACCAUUUCGCUCAAACCCAGACUGGGGUUGCCUUUCAAACUCCACUACGCCAAAAUACCACCCAUGUGGGGAGUUCCUCCCACCAAACCCCAGCUUUUCAAACACCAGCUCAUGCUACAAACACAAAUACUUAUCAAGCCCCUCGGGCAACAGGAGUUCCUGUGCCCCAUCUCGUACAACCUAAUGUCACUUUUCAAGACCAUGUCACCCAUAUUGACUCUUCGCCAGAAUUGGAGAACAUGGAAAUGUUCUUUGAAGCAAGAAUAGACAAAAUGGAGAAGGAGAGGGGGAAGAAAAUCGCUGAACUGGAACAUAGCUCUAAAAAGAAAGACGGGUUAAGAUACUCUGAUUUGUGCAUACAUCCAGACCUGGGUCUACCAGAAGGCUUCAAAAUUCCCAAGUUUGAUCACUUUAAUAGGUCGGACAAUCCCAAGGCCCACUUGAGGGCUUACUGUGACCAGUUGGUUGGAAAUGGCGAAAACGAAGCUUUGCUCAUGAGGAAGAAAUGGCAAGUUCAUUCAUGGAAAGAUUAUGGCUUCAACGUGGAAAAUGUGCCUGAUCGCUUCUCAUUGGAGAAAAUUCGUCAGAAAUCGGAAACCUACCGAGAAUAUGCUAGUCACUGGAGGGAUGAAGCAGCACGUGUGCAACCACCCAUGACUAAAGCUGAGGUGGUAGCCGCAUUCAUACGGUACCAAAAAUCUGAUUGUUUUGACAAGAUGAUAACUAUGAAAGGGAGAACCUUUGCAGAUUUAGUUGCCAUUGGGGAAGAUAUCAAGGAUGGCCUCAAGACCGACAGAAUUGUUAGUGUACUAAACAGAUCAGGUGCAUCUGGCGCCAUGGGUGGAAAAAAGAAAAGAGAAGAUAUAGCCUAUGUUUCUAGAGCUACUAGCCCGAAAAGCCAAGGAAAAGAGAUGUCCCACAAAAACUCAGAAAACUACCAAUCACCUCCACCAACCAACUAUAUAACCACUUCAAUCCAAUAUAGCCUAAUGUUUAUGUGCUACGCACAACCUGGCUAUCAAGCUCCACAACCAAAUUGUCAAACACCCACGCCAAGCAACAGAGCUCCACUACCAAAUUAUCGAAUGCCAGCACCUAAUAACCAAUCCCUACAAAAUCAGACUUUCCAGAACCAGCCUUCACUAGUAAACUAUGAGGCACCCCAAAGGAAACUUAUGAGAGCAUUCACUCCUAUGCCAGAAUCGAGGACAAGUUUAUUUUCCAAGUUAAGGGACACCGGGCGAAUAAGCGCUGUCCCACCAAAGCCUGCUAAUCCUACAGAUCGGUGGUACAGGCCAGAUCUCACUUGUGCCUAUCAUUCUAACCAAGUUGGCCAUGCCACCGAAUAUUACAUAAACCUAAGGCACAAAUUACAGGAUAUGAUUGAUUAA
Lycium ferocissimum is the source of this 1614-nucleotide messenger RNA. RefSeq lists its product as uncharacterized. The coding region runs from base 1 to 1614 and encodes 537 amino acids. The transcript has 2 exons. The record is from RefSeq and is a predicted model, not a curated record. NCBI's taxonomy places the organism in Eukaryota, Viridiplantae, Streptophyta, Magnoliopsida, Solanales, Solanaceae.